CUAAAUGGCACAUGGUUGUUAACAGAUUUUACCUUCUUUAUCUCCCGUUUUAAUACAGAUUCAGGGAGGUUUAUCGCCGUGCGGCUGAAGCAGGGAGGAUGCCUGUGGAAAGAACGGAGCCCCGCGGAGCCGACGAGCUCUACAAAUAUUAUGAGGUUUAUGAGACUAUCGGCUCAGGGGGCUUUGCUAAAGUCAAGCUCGGACGACACAUCCUGACAGGAGAAAAGGUUGCCAUUAAAAUCAUGAACAAGAAGGAUCUAGGGGAAGACCUGCCCCGUGUUAAGGUAGAGAUUGAGGCCAUGAAAAGUCUGAGUCAUCAGCACGUCUGUCGCCUCUACCACGUCAUAGAGACCUCCACCCAGAUCUUCAUGGUGCUGGAGUAUUGCCCAGGUGGGGAGUUAUUUGACUACAUCAUAGCAAAGGAUCGUCUGUCAGAGGAGGAGACCAGGGUGUUUUUCAGACAGAUUGUGUCUGCGAUGGCCUAUGUCCACAGCCAGGGAUACGCACACAGGGACCUCAAACCGGAAAACUUGUUGAUUGAUGAAGACCACAACUUGAAGCUCAUAGACUUUGGAUUGUGUGCCAAACCUAAGGGAGGUUUGGGUUAUGAGCUGAUGACAUGUUGUGGGAGCCCUGCAUACGCCGCUCCUGAACUCAUCCAGGGGAAGUCAUAUAUUGGUUCAGAGGCGGAUGUGUGGAGUAUGGGAGUGCUGCUGUUCGCUCUGCUCUGUGGAUACCUGCCCUUCGAUGACGACAACUGCAUGGUCCUUUACAGGAAGAUUGCAAGAGGUAAAUAUGACAACCCCCAGUGGCUCUCUCCAGGUAGUAUCCUGCUCCUCAACCAGAUGAUGCAGGUGGACCCCAAGCGACGUCUAACUGUUCGACAGCUGCUGGACCAUCCCUGGGUGAUGAAAGACUACAACAGCCCCGUGGAGUGGCGCAGCAGACAGCCGCUUGGUCACAUAGAUGAGGACUGCAUCACUGAGAUGGCUGUCAACAUGAAACGAUCGAGGCAGAGCACCACAGCGCUGGUUAAGGAGUGGCGGUAUGACCAGACCACAGUCACCUAUCUGCUGCUGCUGUCAAAGAAGCAUAGGGGCAAACCUGUCCGCCUGCGCCCUGAACCAGCAGUCUGUGAGGACUCCUGCUCUCCACUGCACCAGGGACUACAGACUAGGGACGCCCUUCACUUUAGCGAGGAUGAAGACGCUGUGAUUGUGGGUUCUCUGGAUUACUACAUCGAUGAUUGCCCAUGGGUUUCAGGCACACAGUAUACACCUCAGAGGGUCACAGGGCCGCCAGAUGGAACUGCAAACAUCAAAGACACAAGACUGCCAUCUCCAUCUGUGGAGAAAAGAUAUGCUUAUAGCCCGACCCCAGAAAGGGGGCGAACGACGACACCGCACCACCAGGAGAGGAGGGAAAGAGUCCAAGGGCAAACCAGUGAGAACAAGGAGAAUAUUGCUGUGCAGGAGAAAGAUGUUGAAAUAUUUGCGCUGCCUCCUCCUCGAACUCCUGCGUCCAGUAAGAAGAACACACGGCCCAACAAGAAUGUGUUAAGCACACCCAAUCAAAAUGCAAACGUCAAUGGCGCUAAAACCAAUGCAGUCACACCUAAAGGUGGAGGCAGCGCCUCUAAAGAGAACAAUAAGAAGAGGGGAGCAGAGGUCAAGGAGCUUGCAAGCACUGAACUACUGGCCUUCAGUCCUGAGCGAAGGUCUCGGUCUUUGGACAUGGCUUUUAUGGGAGACAGCGGGAAGAAGAAGAGAGGAGGAAAGGUGUUUGGUUCCCUCGAGAGAGGCCUGGAUAAGGUUAUCACCAUGCUCACUCCCAGCAAGAGACGAGCCCUGCGUGACGGCCCACGCAAGAUCAAGGCACAGUACAACGUUACUCUGACCAGUCAGACCAACCCAGACCAGGUCCUUAACCAGAUCCUCUCCAUCCUGCCAGAGAAAAACAUUGAUUUCACGCAGAAAGGGUAUACCCUGAAGUGUCAGACCUGGGACUUUGGGAAGGUAACCAUGGCGUUUGAGCUGGAGGUGUGCAUGCUGCAGAGGCCGGAGGUCGUCGGGGUCCGCCGCCAGAGGCUGAAAGGAGAUGCCUGGGUCUACAAGCACCUUGUGGAAAACAUCCUCUCCACAUCCAGAAUCUAAAUAAUGCACUUUGCUGGCAAUGUCACUUCCUGUUCCAAGUCAGUGGACACUUUCUAUGUCAGUGACGUGACACCCUUUUCUGCGUGCAAAAUUGAAGGAUGACUGAUUAGUGUCAUAGCACAUUAAUGAUCAGUCUUUCAUUAUUCAUGGUGAAUAUUUAAUAUUGUCCUUAGGCCAGCCGGCAAUCCCCAGAGUGCAUGUUACAUUAAAUUUAUGAGCAUUACAUGUCAGGCUUCUGUACAGAAUAUUAUCUUGUUUUAUGUAGAAUAUGUUUGUUUUAUUUUCCUUCUUCACAAGCUGAAUCUUUCCUCUUGAGAUGAAUGUGUGAAAUGUAACGCUAUUUUGCAGCACACCUUCCGGCUACUUAUUACCAUAUUUAUGCCUUGAUGUUAUUCUCUCCUGUAGGUACCAACCUUAGUUGAAUAACAGAAAGAAGCAGAGCAUCAUUAAUUUACUGUCAUUGUUUUUUUAUGUACAUGUGUUUACAAUUCUUCCAUCAUGACAUUUUUACAUGGUUGUGUUGUAUGUAAGUGGUGUUUGUCUAGUUUUUAAACUGUCUGUCGCAUUGUGUCUACUGACAUGUAAAAGGAGCAAAAUAAAUGGUUUCUGGUAAAGGUAA
Micropterus dolomieu (smallmouth bass) is the source of this 2772-nucleotide messenger RNA. RefSeq names its product maternal embryonic leucine zipper kinase (gene melk). Gene Ontology annotation, molecular function: protein serine/threonine kinase activity; ATP binding; tau-protein kinase activity. Gene Ontology annotation, cellular component: cytoplasm. The record is from RefSeq and is a predicted model, not a curated record. Gene Ontology annotation, biological process: microtubule cytoskeleton organization; intracellular signal transduction; protein phosphorylation. Lineage: Eukaryota; Metazoa; Chordata; Actinopteri; Centrarchiformes; Centrarchidae.